This is a messenger RNA of Dothidotthia symphoricarpi CBS 119687, 1218 nucleotides long. RefSeq lists its product as uncharacterized. The transcript has 3 exons. Bases 286 to 1092 code for a protein of 268 amino acids. NCBI's taxonomy places the organism in Eukaryota, Fungi, Ascomycota, Dothideomycetes, Pleosporales, Dothidotthiaceae. The record is from RefSeq and is a predicted model, not a curated record.
CCAGCGAUAGCGAUAGAUACCCAGGGUCAGGGUCAGGGUUAGGGUGAAGGUCAGGAUGAGGGAUAUUUUUGCGCACUGCGCACUGCGAAACUAGGGAUGUUUGUGUGUGUGGAAUAGGAAUGGAUAUUUGGGUUCGGGCAACAUUAGCGUUUUUCUGCAUCUCUUGUGGAGUCUUUCGUUUUUUUUCUUUCAUCUCCUUUUUUCUUGCUCACCCAGUAUUUCAACUCAACUGAGAAACUUUUUUUUUUGGUCACCCUUUUUCUUCUAGAUUGAGUGGCCUACUUCAUGUCGUUUUUCCCACCCUUCUUCUCUCUUACUGGUUUAUCGUCGCGGUCGAGUGGGUAUGUAUGUGUAAAGCGCAGAUAUGGAUCACAGUUUUCCCAUUCAGAACCAGAACCAGAACCAAAGAACCAGAUUCAGAGUCAGAAUCAGAAGCAGAACCAAAUAACCACGACCCAAUCCGAAUCCAAUCCAAUUCAAGGCAUCUCAACCGCAACCACCAUCCGAAUCCAAAUCCACAACCCAAAUCACAUCCACACCCACAACCACAACUCCCCAUCCUCUCCUCUGCACUGCCUGACCCAGCACAAUGUCGACCAAACUCUCUCCCCUCGACAUACUCCCCCCCGUCUCCCCCCGUUCCUCUCAACUUUCUACACCACCAUCACUACUAUCAUCAUCAAGACUAUCUCUUUCUUUCUAUCUUCAAACCGACCGCACAACAUAACAAUGUGCAUCCUCCUCCUCUUCGCGCGCGGCCCCGCGCGUCCCACCCCCCGCCUCCACACCCUCAAGCGGCGUCUCUUCCCCCACUCCCUCUCCCGCGACAUCAGCACGCCCAAGCAACUCACCAUGCAGCGGCUGUUUAAGCGGGAGCUUCUUGUUGUUAAGUUUCUGGCACUCUGUGCGCGGACGAUGAGCAGCAGGGAGAAGGGAAGGGGGGUGGCAGAAGAAGAAGAUGAAGAGGACGAUGAGGAAGGGGGGGUAGAUCUAGCGACGUGGGUUGAUGUGUGGGAUGGGAGGGGGGAGGGGAAGGUGGAUGCUAGGGAGGAGGCGGAGUGGAUUAGGGGGUUUGUUUCGUUUGCGGAUUGAUAUAUGGUCUUCUGUGUUGUUCUGUGAAUAUGAGCAUGAAAAAGGGGGGAUGUGCGGAUACAUGGGACGAGACCAAACAAAGCCAGGUCCCGUGUGCGAAAGAUUCGAAUUUGCAGUGGGUCUCGA